Aspergillus campestris IBT 28561 is the source of this 1419-nucleotide messenger RNA. RefSeq names its product glutathione-disulfide reductase GLR1 (gene glr1). Gene Ontology annotation, molecular function: flavin adenine dinucleotide binding; NADP binding; glutathione-disulfide reductase (NADPH) activity. Gene Ontology annotation, cellular component: mitochondrion; cytosol. The record is from RefSeq and is a predicted model, not a curated record. The transcript is spliced from 2 exons. Gene Ontology annotation, biological process: cell redox homeostasis; glutathione metabolic process; cellular response to oxidative stress. Lineage: Eukaryota; Fungi; Ascomycota; Eurotiomycetes; Eurotiales; Aspergillaceae. Bases 1 to 1419 code for a protein of 472 amino acids.
AUGGCUCCGGUGGACACCCCUCAGUAUGACUACAUCGUCCUUGGCGGUGGGAGUGGUGGCAGCGGCAGCGCCCGACGCGCCGCUGGCUGGUAUGGCGCAAAGACCAUGAUCGUGGAGAGCGGUCGCUCCGGUGGAACUUGCGUGAACGUUGGGUGCGUCCCCAAGAAGAUGACCUGGAACUUCGCGUCGGUCAACGAAACCCUGCACCUGGCCCCGCACUACGGAUACGACGUCCCCAAGGAUGUCAACAUCAACUACCGCCACUUCAAGGAGCUCCGCGACGCCACCAUCAAGCGCCUGAACGGGGUGUAUGAGAGGAACUGGGGCCGCGAGGGCAUCGACCUGGUCCACGGCCGCGCCCGCUUCGUCGGGCCCAAGACCAUCGAGGUGCAGCACGAGGACGGCACCAAGGCCCGCUACGCCGGCAAGCACAUCCUGAUCGCCACCGGUGGGCGGCCCAUCAUCCCCCCGAUCAAGGGCGCCGAGCACGGCAUCUCCAGCGACGGGUUCUUCGAGAUCGAGGACCUCCCGCCCAAGAUGGCCGUCGUCGGUGCGGGCUACAUCGCCGUCGAGUUGGCCGGCGUCAUGGCCGCCGCCGGCGUCGAGGUGCACAUGUACAUCCGCGGCGACCAGUUCCUCCGCAAGUUCGACCCCAUGAUCCAGAAGACCAUGACGGAGCGGUACGAGGCCGUGGGCGUCCACAUCCACCGCCACCACACUGGGUUCGAGGAGGUGCAGCUCCUGCAGGACGGCAAGGGCAAGGACAAGCUGCUGAAGCUGGUCAACCCCGACGGAACCUCCACCGAGGUCAACGAGCUGCUGUGGGCCAUCGGCCGUGCCCCCGAGGUCGAGGAUCUCGACCUGCACAUCCCCGGUGUGUCGCUCAACGAGCACGGGUUCAUCCCGGCGGACGACUACCAGAACACCAGCGUGGACGGCAUCUACGCGCUGGGCGAUGUCACCGGCCGCGCGGAGCUGACCCCGGUCGCGAUCGCCGCGGGCCGUCAGCUGGGCAACCGCCUCUUCGGCCCGCCCGAGCUGAAGGACUCCAAGCUGUCCUACGACAACAUCCCCACCGUGGUCUUCGCCCACCCGGAGGUGGGCACCAUCGGUCUCACCGAGCCCGAGGCCCGCGCGCGCUACGGCGACGACAAGAUCAAGGUGUACUACACCAAGUUCACGGCCAUGUACUACGACGUGAUCCCGGCCGAGGAGAAGAAGAAGAACCCCACCGAGUUCAAGCUCAUCUGCGCCGGUCCCGAGGAGAAGGUGGUCGGUCUCCACAUCCUGGGUCUGGGCGUGGGCGAGAUGCUGCAGGGUUUCGGCGUGGCUGUCAAGAUGGGCGCCACGAAGGCCGACUUUGACAGCUGUGUGGCCAUCCACCCUACCAGUGCGGAGGAGUUGGUCACGUUGCGGUAG